CUCAGAACUCAGAGCACUUCAGCCCCUCUUACCUGGCAGAGCAAACAGCUCUUUGUCCACACACAGAGCCAGGGGCGUCUUCUUCUGGGACCUCUCCGCACUCUCUGAGCUCCCUCCAGCAUACAAGCUUGCAUCUGGCCCACCAUGACAUACGCAGACUUGGUGGAGUUGCUCAAUGGCGUGUCUGACGAUGACUACAGCUCUUACGGCUCCACAGCGGCCAUGGAUGACUACACGGACGUCAACGAGACGGACCACUUCUGCAGUAAGGGCGACGUCAGGGCCUUUGCCAGCCACUUCCUCCCACCCUUGUACUGGCUGGUGUUCAUCGUGGGUGCCCUGGGCAACAGUCUGGUCAUCCUCGUCUACUGGUACUGCACCAGAGUGAAGACCAUGACCGACAUGUUCCUUCUGAACCUGGCGAUCGCUGACCUGCUGUUCCUCGUCACUCUCCCCUUCUGGGCUGUGGCCGCUGCGGACGGCUGGAGGCUCCAGACCCUGAUGUGCAAGGUGGUCAACAGCAUGUACAAGAUGGACUUCUACAGCUGCGUCCUGCUCAUCAUGUGCAUCAGCGUGGACAGGUAUAUCGCCAUCGCCCGGGCCAUGAAGGCGCAGACCUGGAGGCGGAGGAGGCUUCUGUACAGCAAGAUGGUCUGCUUUGCCGUCUGGGUGGUGGCCGCCGCUCUCUGCGUCCCAGAAAUCCUCUACAGCGAAGUUGUGCAGAAUGCGGAUGGCGCCAGCUGCACCCUGGUGUACCCUGCAGACAACAGCACCCAGCUCAAGUCCACGCUGUUGACGCUAAAGGUCAUCUUGGGCUUCUUCCUCCCCUUCGUAGUCAUGGCUUGCUGUUAUACACUGAUCAUUCACACUCUGAUACAAGCCAAGAAGUCCUCCAAGCACAGGGCCCUAAAGGUGACCAUCACCGUCCUCACUGUCUUCGUCUUGUCUCAGUUCCCUUACAACUGUGUGCUCCUGGUGCAGACCAUCGACGCCUCUGUCAAGUUCGUGUCUAGCUGUGCCGCCUCCACCCGGAUCGACAUCUGCAUCCAGGUCACUCAGACCAUCGCCUUUCUCCACAGCUGCCUGAACCCCGUCCUCUAUGUGUUUGUGGGUGAGAGAUUCCGCAGGGAUCUUAUGAAAACCCUGAAGCACUUGGGGUGCAUCAGCCAGGCCCAGUGGGUUUCGUUUACAAGGCGAGAGGGAAGCUUAAAGCUGUCUUCCAUGUUGCUGGACACCACCUCGGGGCCUCUCUCUUUCUGAGGGGCUGUCUCUCUGAAGUGAACGGUCCUUUUGGAAGAAAUGAGAAAUAAAGAUGCAGCUUCUCCACUGAGAGAACCACAAGGAAACCCAAGGGAAAAAAGGAAAUAAAAAUAAAAAGUAAAGGAAACAAAAGCCAAGAAUCCAAAAGGAAUGAAUUUGAACAACAUUAGUGCCUUAAGCCCAAUGGUGCUAAGUCAGAGUUUUAAGAAUUGCUGACUACCCCCACAAGACUGUUAGACUGACUCUUGGCUUCAAUACCAGCAAUGCCAUCCCAGGGAGAGUAAUGACCACCUGGCUUUGUGAGUUGUCUUAGGAGUUAACCCAGCUCACCUCUGGAGGAAGUGCUUUUUGUUUUUUUUUUCUGGGAACUAGGAAUUUCUUCUGAUGCCAUACCUUCCAAAGAGAAAACAGAAGCACCGACCAGUGUGUAGUCCGCAAAAACACAAGACUUCAUGGAAACUCCCGUCUGUGGGGAAUUUCUACUCUGAUUUCAGGGUCUUCCUAGAUCUGUGAGACUAACUAACUACUCUAUUUCUUACAGAUUAUUGACCUAGAAUCUUUCCAAGAAAUCUCAGAUAAGAUUCCACUGUGGUCUCCUUGAUCUGUUCUCAGCCAGUGAGGAUCCUUGUUCCACAUUGGAAACUACCCCGCUAGACUUGAUCAGUGAGUUCGUGGAUGUCUGGCCAUGCCAAUCCACCCAGAGUUGCCGGCUUCUGACAAGUUUCUGCAUUCUGUUGAUGCUCCUGGGAUUCUGCACCUGACUAUGGAGUUGAUCUGGGCAAGGUCUCAGCUGAUGAGAGGCUGUCGUGGAAGUGGUCCACUCAGCUCAGCUGGGACACUUGGAACCCGAGUGGAGCAACCCUGGACCCGUGAUGGGCUUGUUCCAUUGAGCAACUUCCCUGACCGUCAGCUCCGCCCGUGUCCUGUUACAAGCUUUGAUCCUAGUGACCCUCUUACUUCCAAGGCUUCUGGAGACAUACCUGUCUCCGGGCUUCUCCAUUCUUGUUGUAUAGGCCUAACACAUGAAAAGGCUUUCAAUGUAGA
Erinaceus europaeus (western European hedgehog) is the source of this 2304-nucleotide messenger RNA. RefSeq names its product C-C motif chemokine receptor 9 (gene CCR9). The transcript has 3 exons. Gene Ontology annotation, cellular component: membrane. Lineage: Eukaryota; Metazoa; Chordata; Mammalia; Eulipotyphla; Erinaceidae. Gene Ontology annotation, molecular function: C-C chemokine receptor activity. The record is from RefSeq and is a predicted model, not a curated record. Bases 145 to 1260 code for a protein of 371 amino acids. Gene Ontology annotation, biological process: G protein-coupled receptor signaling pathway; chemotaxis; immune response.